GGAAAAGGGAUUCUAGGCGCUUUUGGAGGGAGCGUUCGAUUUCAUCCCAAUGGGCGCCAACCUUAGUAGCCCUAAAAAUCCAUUAUUUUUAAUUUUUAAAAUUUUUUUUAACAGUCUUUUAGUGUAUAAUUAGUAAGAUUUCUGAGAUUUUUCUCUCGAUAGGUUCUAUGUAUCUUCCUGUUCUUUUGUGCUUUAUAACGAAGGCCCCCCUCAUUCUCACUCUCACUUCUCCUCUUCGAGGCUGCGAUCUGUUGAAGUUGUAGGUGAUACAAUUCUUUGCACUUUCAGCAGCUGGAAAUUUCUCGCUCUGAUAUUCUUUCUGUGGACCACUGAACAAUGCAUUUAUGCAUUAACUUUUACAGAAUACGCAUUUUACGCACUGGUAUUAGCUCGUGACACACAUUGCUUCCAUUAGUCCAAAUUUCCUCUCUGCAGUGAAGAUCUAGGCUUCUACCAUUUCUUUUAUUACAUUGAUCUCUGCUAGUAUGCAAAGUAGUUGAGCAGAAGUCCUUAGCAUGAUUAAGAGUGUCAGAAGGAAAUGAUGGAUAAUUACAUUGGUCCAAGUAAUCUUCACUUAACGAAGGAGCUUACUGCCCUUGGAAAAUCUCGAGGUUUACGUGAUCCAGACACUCAUACGUCUUGGAAGUCCCCAUUAAGCUCUACGCAUCUUGAUAUGACUUUGACCUUGAACUCCGAAAAUGAGAAUGCAGAAAAUCAAAAAGUCAUGAACAAUUCAAGUGGGUCAGUCGAGUUACCUUCAGGAUAUGACAAGAGAAGGAAGAAGGUUUACCUUUACAACUGGCGACAUCAUCCAAGCAAAUCUAGUGAUAGUGGAUUUCAAUUGGAUUUGGACAAUAGGCAAACAUCUCUUCAGGAUAAUAGUUCAGAACAAAAUAUGAAUAAUACAUUGGAUUUAGACUCUAGAGUUGAUGCAUGUCUUGAGGAUCCGUUGGUUACUACUGAUGUCAAAGGCAAGAAGCCACAUAUUCCAGUGAGGAAAACUGCUAGAAAAUCAAGCAAAGGUGUCUAUUUGAGGAACAACAGUAGGAAAAGUGCAUCAGUCACAAAGAUGCUGGAUCUUGCAUCCAACUCUUUUGGGUACUCCAGCUCAGAGGAAUUGCAGAUAUUAACACAUAAAUCAACUCAAAAUAAUGGCUCCUGUUCUCAUUGUGCAUCGCCCAUCUUAUCCAGAUCAGGAUGUGGGAAUUGGUCGAAUUCUACCAAGCUUUUGAAAAGUGCUAGAAGAGAAUGCUCAUCUGUUUCUUGUACACCAGCGUCAAAUAGCUCAAACAACCGGCUUCGAAGUUCAGCUUCCUUCAAUGGAAAUGAAGUGCAUCAACUGGAUAAUAACAGCCAAAUAUGCGGUGUCCCUUGUAAUCUGCCAAAGAGAACAAGAGAUCCAUGCUCAAGAAGUUGCACUUCAGCUUCACUCUCUGAUACACCAAGAAGAAUGGUAAGAAGCAUUCUUUGCGGGACCCGUACAGUCCACCCUAAAAGGAGAUUAUCAAGCUCUCGUCACCAAAACUUUGUGCCGAAAUCUUCACAGGAUGUGCCCUUGUUAACCAGCAAGUUUGAUGGAGUAGGUUCUUCAGCAGACUCAGUAAGUGAUGAGCUUGCAAGUAACUUUGGGGAGCUUGAUUUGGAGGCUGUGAACAGGUUAGAUGGAAGGAGAUGGUCAAGUUGCAGAAGCCAUGAAAGACUUGAACUUGGCUUAUCAGAGGGUUUUCACUCGCACUCGGUGUGCUUGAGUCAGAAGUACAUACCGAUGUCUUUUGAUGAAAUAGUUGGCCAAAAUAUUGUAGUCCAAUCACUUAGUAAUGCUGUCUUGAAAGGAAGAAUAGCCCCUGGAUAUCUUUUCCAAGGCCCUCGUGGGGUUGGAAAAACUUCAGUUGCACGAGUUUUUGCAGCGGCUUUGAACUGUUUGUCCACAGAAGAAAAUAGGCCAUGUGGGUUAUGUAGCGAAUGUGAAAACUUGAACUCUGGAAUUCGAUCGAUCAUGAAAGAAGUAGAUGCCACCGAUAAAAAGACAAUAAAAAAGCUCAGGCUUCUGUUGAAGAAAGUGCCUACUGGGACAAAAUUCUCACGAUACAAUGUUAUUGUCAUUGAUGAAUGCCACAUGUUAUCCUCCAACUCUUGGUCUGCAUUUAUUAAGUUUCUUGAAGAACCUCUCUCUCGUGUUAUCUUCAUAUUCAUAACAGUUGAUCCGAAUAGUUUGCCUCGUGCAGUGAUGUCUCGGUGCCAGAAAUAUGUCUUUCCUAAGAUCAAAGAGACUGAUAUAGUGUUCCGACUUAGAAAGAUUUCUGCUGAAGAAAACCUUGAUGCUGAAUGGGAUGCCCUUGAUAUAAUUGCUUCGAAUUCAGAUGGCUCUCUCCGUGAUGCAGAAAGUAUGCUAGGCCAGUUGAGUCUGCUGGGCAAACAGAUCACAACUUCUCUCGUAAAUGACCUAACGGGAGUUGUUUCCAGUGAAAGUUUACUUGAUCUUCUGAUAACAGCUCUGUCAUCAGACACAGUAGAAACAGUGAAAAAGUCCAGAGAGCUGAUGGAAUCUGGUAUUGAUCCUGUUGCCUUAAUGUCACAGUUGGCAAGUCUUAUUAUGGAUGCUAUUGCUGGAACAUCUAGGCUGCCCAAGGCACAAUCCUCUAGCAUUGUUCUCUUUGGGGAAAGUUUGACAGAAGCUGAAACAGAGAGAUUACAACGAGCACUGAAAAUUCUUUCUGGUGCGGAAAAGCAGCUAAGACUUUCAAGUGAGCGGGCAACUUGGUUCACAGCAGCUCUACUUCAGAUUGGUUCUGGUCAUAGCCCACAACCCACUCCUUCAUGCAGUAGCAGUCGGCCGAGCAUUAAAAGAUUGGAUUUAGUUCCACCGCAGAAGAUUGGAGAAACCUCAUCAUCUGAUUACAAGUCUAAUCCCUCAUUAAGACUUUGGGAAUCAAGUUCAGCUUCAGUACCUGGAAAUGCCAGUGUUCACAGCAGCAUAAGUGCUUCCCAUAGCUUAUCUGAUACAGCUUAUAGAGAUGAUGUCACUAGCGUGGUGAACCCAGAUAAGUUGGAUGCAAUCUGGAGAAGGUGCAUUGAAAAAUGUGAUUCAGAAAGAUUGAGACGCUUGCUUCAUACUCAUGGAAAGUUGGUAUCUGUUACAGAAAUUAGAGGUAUUUUGAUUGCUUAUAUAGCCUUUAGUGACAGCAACAUAAAAUCCAGAGCUGAGAGAUUUCGUAGAAGCAUCACAAAUUCCAUUGCAUUAGUUCUGAGGCACAAUGUAGAAGUAAGAAUGGGUCUUUUGCCGGAAAAGUAUUUGAAGUCUCUGAAGUCAUUUCCAGACUCCCCGUUCAGCAAACAAAGCCAAAGCAUUGAACCUGGUAGAAUUCAUGCUUCUUAUGACAUGGCUAGAAGAAGUGUGGAUAAGCCGCGAAGAAGCCAAGAUACAAUUGAUAAUCGAGAGCAAAGGGGAAAGAAAACAUGUAUUGAUGAACAAAGGCUGGAGAGUGCUUGGCUUCAGGCUGCAGAAAAUAGUGAAGCCGCAUUAGCAAGAAAUUUAACUGAAUCCAAACAGGAGAAGAAUCACAAUUUGGUACAAGAUGGUACAAAUAGCUUGAACCAAAUUAAGUCUCUGACGGACCUUUCUAUAUCAUUCAAUCAUUGGAAAGAUGGAGAUGGUGAUGAGAUUGAAGAGCUUGAAAGUGAUGGCAGUAAAAGUUGCCACCAGAGACAAGCUGGUGGGAGGUUUGAGCGAUGUCAUCAUGCUAUUUCUCCUAGCUUAUUGCACAGCAACAGCUUCAGAGCCAAGGUGGACCGAGAAAGCUUGGGUUAUGAGUCAGAACCUGUUCAAAGUGGGCUUUGCUGCUGGAGAACCCCCAAGUCUAACAGGGUGAAGGAGAACCAAGGAGAUGAUACCAGAUCACAGCCAGCAGGUCUAUGUUUUGGGAAGUGUUGAUAGAGAUAAAAACAGAUAACAAUCAGGUGAAGAGACAAGAAGAGUCCAAGGGGAAAUUCUAAUAGGCGGAUGUUUGUCUAUUCUCUUGCACCCAUUUUCUAAAUUUAAAAAAAAGUUACAUAUUUGGUUAUAGGCAAAAUGGCGUUGGUGAUAAACCCAAUAUUCAUGAUGACAAAUGGAUAACCAGGGAGGAGAUAGUUUCUUUUUGAUGUUUCCAUAGAUGGAUAAUUAAUAGACGCGUCAUAUGUUUUAUCUAUUGUAUAUGGAGUAAAGGAUGUUGCAGUACUUGGCAAAUUUUGGUACAUCUUGAAGGGUUGGUUGUUUAUUAUAGCUUGUUAUUGGGUAAUAUGUGUUUGAUUGCAGAGA
Molecule: messenger RNA, 4297 nt
Organism: Asparagus officinalis (garden asparagus)
Lineage: Eukaryota; Viridiplantae; Streptophyta; Magnoliopsida; Asparagales; Asparagaceae
Product: protein STICHEL-like
Exons: 8
Coding region: 539-3931 (1130 amino acids)
Biological process (GO): DNA repair; DNA-templated DNA replication
Cellular component (GO): DNA replication factor C complex; DNA polymerase III complex; nucleus
Molecular function (GO): DNA binding; ATP hydrolysis activity; DNA clamp loader activity
Source: RefSeq, a predicted model, not a curated record